Molecule: messenger RNA, 1104 nt
Organism: Nelumbo nucifera (sacred lotus)
Lineage: Eukaryota; Viridiplantae; Streptophyta; Magnoliopsida; Proteales; Nelumbonaceae
Product: short-chain dehydrogenase reductase 3b-like
Source: RefSeq, a predicted model, not a curated record
UGUUAAUUUGACCGAGCGGUUCAAGGAAAAGAACAUCAGAAGAUCAAAGAUCAGAAGGAUCCCUGCAAUGUCAAAGCCAAGGUUAGAAGGUAAGGUUGCCAUAAUCACCGGAGCAGCGAGUGGGAUCGGGGAGGCGGCAGCCAGAGUAUUUGCCGCAAAUGGAGCCCGAGUUGUCAUUGCCGAUGUCCAAGAUGAACUGGGCCAUAAAGUUGUGGCUUCCAUAGGCGAAGAAAAAGCAAGUUACAGGCACUGUGAUGUGCGAGACGAAAAGCAGGUGGAAGAGAUGGUGGGCUUCACCUUAGACAAGUAUGGAAGCUUGGACGUUCUGUUCAGCAAUGCAGGGAUCUUGGGUCCCCUAAGCAGCAUUCUAGACAUGGACAUGGAAGAUUUCGACAACACCAUGGUCACCAAUGUGCGAGGGGUGGCAUCGACCAUUAAGCACGCAGGUCGGGCUAUGGUGGAGAGAAAGAUACGCGGCUCGAUCAUCUGCACUGCAAGUGUGGCCGCGGCCUUGGGUGGCUCUGCUCCUCAUGCAUACACCACUUCUAAGCACGCAUUGGUGGGGCUGGUCCGGUCAGCCUGUAGUGAGCUGGGGGCUCAUGGCAUCAGGGUCAACUGCAUCUCCCCUUUCGGAGUCGCUACCCCAUUGGCCUGCAAUGCCUACAAUCUGGAGCCAGAUAGCAUGGAAGCUGUCACUUGUGCUGCAGCCAACUUGAAGGGCACUGUGUUAAAGCCCGCCCAUAUAGCAGAGGCUGCUCUAUUUCUUGCUUCAAACGAAUCAGUUUAUAUCAGUGGACAUAACUUGGCUGUAGACGGAGGAUUCACAGUCGUUAGUCAUAGCUACUCCACCAUCCAAUGAGAGAGAGAGACAGAGCUUUAGUGACUGUGUGUUGGGUUGGAAGGUUCCUAAUUACUUGCAGAUUAGAAAAUUUGUAAAAUAACAAGUCAAAGCCUUGUUAUCAGGACCAUGUGAUGUUCCUUUUUCCUUGGGUUCUGCACUCUCAUCUCGUAUCCUGUGUCCCCAUAAAUCCCUCAAGCUGUCCACCUAAUGUCUCAAAUUUGUUUAUGUUUCUUUUAUUGAAGAAUUUGUUUUCGGCCUCAUCU